CGGAGAGCGCACGGAGGCUAUGGGCAUGCGCGCGUCGCCCGCCAGGAGCAGAAGCAGCUCGCCCUGCAGCAGCUGGAGGAGUGCAGGGAGCAGCUGGAUCCCGGCGCGCUGAACGAGGCGCUGAGGAGGUGCCAGGAGCUCGGCGUGCCGUGGGACGAGCUGGAGGGCGAGCGGCAGGAGUUCCUGGCCAGGGCCGGCGCCGCCGCGGAGGAGGCCCUGAGGGGCCUCGCGGGCGUGCGGGACCGCGCGGCUCCCCCGGAGCUGCAGCUCUCGCUGGAGGCCGCCCUGCACCUGGCCCGCGCGCCCGGCCUGGGAGGCAUGGACUGGAAGGUCACCGACGGCGCCACGGUCUGCACCGCGGAGACGGGCGCCCGGUUCUCCAAGCUGGUGGAGUCCCUGUGGCACUCGAAGACCUGCAGCGUGCUCGACGAGCUCGGCGGCGGCCUCCGGUGGUGCCGCCCCAGGGCUGGCCUGCCCGCCGCCUCGGAGACCGUGGCCUCGGGCAACCUCGGGUACACGCAGCUGCUCUUCACCUGCCACGAGCUCCGGGAGGCCGUGGCUGCCGAGGCGCAGGAGGGGCGGGGCGCCCUGGCCGACAUGGUGGCGCACCCCCUGGCGCUGCUGUGCGCGCUGCUCUACACGCAGCAGGAUGUGGACAUCGACCGCCUCAUGCUGUUUCCGGACACGCCCGCGCUCCAGGUGCUGCAGGGAGGGGCUGCUGACCCGGGAGACGCGUACGAGGCCUACAGGGAGCGUCUCGGCCACGUCGGAGCGCCCCAGCGGAACCCGAUCCUCUUCAGCGAGGCGGCGUGGGCGGCCGGCGCCUGCUGCGGCGCCCUGCGGCCGGAGCCGGCGGGCGGCCCCGCGGGGGAGGCCGGCGGCGAGGGCGCGCCGCGGGCGGAGCCGCAGGCCGAGCAGCGCCUGCGGUCGCUGGUCAAGUGGAUCUGCCUCCUCAGCAGCCUCGCCGCGCGGCCCCUGGGCGAGGUGAGGACCGUGAGCAGGGUCCUGGCGGACGCCCCGAAGGAGCUGCUCCAGGAGCUCGUGCGCCUGAAGCCCGGGAGCGAGGUCUUCUGGCCGUCCCCGCUGAGCACCACGCAGGACUUCGACAUCUCGGAGCGGUACGCCACCGGCACCGUGAGCCCCGUGGCCAACAACGUGCUCUUCACGAUCGGGGGCGUGAGGCAGGGCCUCGACCUGGGCCUGCUGAGCCAGUACCCUGGGGAGGAGGAGCUGCUGCUGCCCGCGUGCUCGCUGCUGCGCGUGGUCGCGGUGAGGUCGCAGGAGGGGCACCCGCUCCGCGUGGACUGCGAGUACGCGGGCACGAUGCUGAGCGACGACCUGCUGCGGGCCGCCUGGGACGACCUCCGGGAGGCCUCCUGGGACCUGACGCAGAGGGCCAGCCAGGACCUGCCCGCGGCGAAGCUGCAGCCCCCCCCGCCGGCCUCGCCGCCGGGCGCGGGCCGGGCGGGGCCGCCCGGGGGCGGCGGGCCCUUCGUGGUGGCGACGUGCGCGAACUUCAGGGGUCGACCGCAAGCCGCGGCGCCACGGGCGUGCAGCCCGGGGAGCUCUGGCAGGCCCCGGCCCACGGCGGGCUGCGACGAGAAGAGCGUGCAGUCGCUGCUGGCCACGUUCGAGGCGAUGGACCGCCGGGGCGUGUACGCCGUGAGCCGCGAGGACUUCCUGUGGUCCCAGAAGGCGCUCGCGGUCGGCCACGACUUCCAGCGCGUCGCGCGCAAUGCGAGCGUCACGAGCCACUUCUUCACGAGCAAGGCGGACCUCACGCUGAGCCGGUUCCUCCACCUGUCGCUUCCCCGGGCCUCCGAG
This is a messenger RNA of Prorocentrum cordatum, 1824 nucleotides long. The record is from the annotation of a GenBank genome assembly. NCBI's taxonomy places the organism in Eukaryota, Dinophyceae, Prorocentrales, Prorocentraceae.